Rotaria sordida is the source of this 8526-nucleotide messenger RNA. The record is from the annotation of a GenBank genome assembly. Lineage: Eukaryota; Metazoa; Rotifera; Eurotatoria; Philodinida; Philodinidae.
AUGUUGUAUUUCAGGCAUAGUAGCGAUGUUUUACCAUUAGUAUCAUAUACACCAUUACAGAUUUCAUCUUCAACUACAUCAGAAUCAACAAUUUUUGAGCAAGUCUACGGUGGUCAUCGACGUCGACCAGCAAUGAUUAGUUUAAAUGUUCAAUGGGUACCUGUUAGUGAUCGUUCAGGUACUUAUCAAUGGAGUGGAAAUGAUGUUAACAAUCGAAAAGUAAAGACAGUAACGUUUUUUGGUACUGGUGAAAUGCGUGGACAAAAGCAAUCCCAAGCUAUUACACCACCACGUUCUGAUUAUACAGAUGCAUAUCUAUCAGCUUUUGCUCCGAAACCAAUAUCAACUAAACAUGUACAUCGAUUAAGUACUGCUGUAUUUGCUAAUGCUGCACCAAUUCCACUCAAACCAAUUACUCCAUCUUUAUCUACAAAUGAUUCUAUGAAAACGAGUCACACUCGUUUUAUUAAUAUUAAUAAUAUUCAACCAUCGAAACCAUUCGAUAAACCCACACCCUCUUCGUCUAGUCAAAGUUCAACUUAUUCAUCAAGUUUUAUUUCAGACAGAUCAACUAAAUAUGAACCAUUUUCAAGUACACAAUAUUCUUCACCUCAAUCUCAAACAUUUGCUUCGAGUUAUUCAACAUUAAUUCAUACUCCAAUGUCAACUGUUACAACCACUCCAAGUCCAAGUGUUGAUAAUCAACGAUCUUAUGCAACUGUUCAACCUCAUUUUCAACCACUCCUAUCCACAUUACCAAUUGUUUCUCAAUCUAAAACAUCCUAUGGAAAUAUAUACAAACCUAUACCAGCUUAUUCGUACGAAUCUUAUCCACCGUCAAAUACCUAUACAACAUCUUUAUCAUCAUCAUCGACACAAUCAACAUACAAACCACAAGUGCCAUUUCAGUCUGUUCCAUUACCAUCUAGUUAUAACAUUAAUCAAAGUAAUAUUAGAGAACCACUAUUUCAAUCAACUACGAAAAUGGAAACACAAAUUGAUCGUCCUGAAACAUUUGUAGUUCAACAUGACGAAGAUAGUCGAUCAUCAAGAAUCGAAAAACCAUUGCCAAUUAUUAAUCCUCCACCUCAAUCUCCUAUCACACGUGAAGAACUUAAAAUUGAACCUGAACGUUUACAUAUGGAAGAAUUAACAGAGAUUUCUUCAGAACCUAUUCGAACUCUUGAAAAUACUCUUGACAAAUACGAUUCAUUAAUCAAUCAAAUUUCAGAAGUCCUUGCUAGUGUGUCACCAUUGAGUUCUAAAGUGAGCAGCAUGACUGCAGGAAAAAGUGUACACGACUCUCAAACUUUUUCUGACAGUUCAUCAGUUUUACCAGUUACACGUACUCAAAUCCAACCAUCGGAAUCAUCAACGACUACAAUGGUUACAAUGAGUACAACAGACCAACCAAAACCAAGUCAUCUCAUUCGUCGAGAUUCAUAUGAUAAAAUUGUUACUGUUAUAAAGGAUAUUGAUAAAGAAAUAUUUUCAUCUGAUACUCCACUCUCAUCAGCUACUAUUAAAGAAGAAAAAGAAGAAGCAAAACCUUCAUUAGUACACGAACAGCAACUCUCACCAAUCGUUGAAAAAGAAGACAAAGAGGCAAAAAUUGCAACGACAGAAGAACAACAAGUUUCAUCAGUUUUGACGGAACAGAAGGAAGAUCAAGCAAAAGCUUUAUCAACUGAUGAACAACAAACUUCGUCAGUAACGCAAGAAGAGAAACAAUAUACGAAAAUUUUACUAGUAGAUGAACAGCAAGCCCUACCAAUUAUAGAACAACAAGACAAAGAAACAAAAAUUUCAUCUACAGAAGAACAACAGAUUUCAUCAAUAUCGACAGAACAGAAGAAAGAUGAAGUCAAAACUUUAUCCACAGAGGAACAACAAGCUCCAUCAGUAACGGAAGAAGAAAAGCGAGAAGAAACGAAAACUAUAUCAACUGAUGACCAUCAAAUUCCAUCCGCAAUUCAAGAAGAGAAACAAGAAGCGAAGGUUUCAUUAGUAGACGAACAACAAAUCUCAGCAAUCACUGAAAAAGAAGACCAAGAAAUAAAAGCUGCAUCUACAGAAGAAUAUCAGGCUCCGUCAUUAACAGCAGAAGAGAAACUAGAAGAAACAAAAACUCUAUCUGUCGAUGAACAUCAAAUUUUAUCGACAAUUCAAGAAGAAAAAGAAGAAACGAAACCUUUAUCAGUAGACGAACAGCAAGUCCUACCGAUCAAUGAAGAACGAGAUGAAGAAACAAAAACUGUAUCUACAGAAGAACGUCAAGUUUCGUCAAUAUCGACGGAGCAGAAGGAAGACGAAACAAAAGCUUUAUCCACAGAUGAACAGCAAGCUCCAACAGUAACGAAAGAAACAAAAACUUUAUCUAUUGAUGAACAACAAAAUCUAUUGACAACUCAGGAAGAAAAACCAGAAACAAAGGCUUCAUUAGUACAUGAACAGCAAGCCCUACCAAUUAUGGAACAACGAGAAGAAGAAAAACAAGUUACAUCUACAGAAGAACAACAGGUUUCAUCAGUUUUGACGGAACAGAAGGAAGAAGAAGCCAAAACUUUAUCCACAGAUGAACAACAAGCUCCGUCAGUAACAGAACAAGAGAAGGGAGAAGAAACAAAGACUGUAUCUGUAGAUGAACAUAUUACUCCGUCAAUAACAGCAGACGAGAAGAUAGAGGAAACGAAAACGUCAUCCGUAGAUGACCAUCAAGUUCCGUCAACAACUCAGGAAGAAAAAGAAGAAGGAAAAAGUUUAUUAGUAGGUGAACAGCAAGUUUCACUAGCCACUGAAAAAGAAGACGAAGAAAGAAAAACUGCAUCUACAGAAGAAUAUCAGGUUCCGUCGAUAUCGACGGAGUGGAAGGAAGACGAAGCAAAAGUUUUAUCCACAGAGCAACAACAAGUUCCAUCAGUAACGGAAGAAGAGAAGCAAGAAGAAACGAAAAUAUCGUCUACCGAUGAACAACAAAUUCAGGCAAUAACUGAAGAAGAGAAAACGAAAGAACCAACGACUAUAUCGGUUGAUGAACAUCCAAGUACAGCAUUAAUUGAAGAGAAGGCAGAAGAACCGAAGGUUUCUACUUCAGAGGAGCGUCAGUUUCCAUCGGUAAGUGUCGAAGACAGAGUGGAAACAGUAACCACAUCGACAGAAACACAUCAAGUUUCAUCGACGACCGAAAAAGAAAAGGAAGAACCAAGCCCUCAUUUAUCAGAUGAACAUCAAAUUCAAUGGCCAGUUCAAGAAGAAACAAAAGUCCCUAUCUCAACAGAACAAGAAGCACCAAUAAUAUCUGACGAAUUACAAGCUAUGUCGGUUGCACCAUCGUCAGAUAUUGCUGUAAGUGAAAUAGCUCAAUCCAGUCAGCAAACAGUUUUACAAGAAAAUAUAGCGCAUGAUGUGUUCGCAGAAAGAGAAACAAGUAAAACUAUCACUGAUUUAGAAUCAACAAAAAGACCCGGGAAACGCGUUACAUGGGACGAAACCGUUGUGGAUAAUGAAGAUGCCGAAAACUCAUCACUCGAAAGUGUCACAGAAGAAACUAGUACUACUGAAACUUCAAUCACAACAAAACCUGAAGAGGAUAGCACAGCUGCAACUAUUGACAACGAAUAUGUGAUUAUACCUAAAUCAGAAAUUAGUGUCGACCAACAAAUAAUACCUUCAGAUGUUAUCAAAUCACAGAUUACUUCUGAUGUGGACUUCAGUGAUUUACAGAUCAUUUCUACUGAACAACAGGUUAGUACAUCAACCUAUUCAGAUGAUCAAACAAGUCUACAAGCAGCUACUAGUGAACAAAUCCAUCCAAUUGAUAUUCCUGAAAAGCAAAUUAUCUUAUUCGAUUCUACUGAACGACAAACAGAAUCUUUUAGUCCUCUUGAACCAUCGUCAACUUUCUCAGAAUCUACUGAUAAAGAAAUUACUUCUUCAGAUUUGACGAAAUUAUCAUUGGGUAUUAAUGAACAACAAAUCCGUCCAACAAGUCCACUUGACAGUCAAUCAGUAUCGCUUACUGAUUCUUCAAAAGAAGAUACGCUUACUGUUGAUGAAAUAUCAACAACAACCUCAGAUAUUAUUAGUAGUGAAGAUGUCAGUAAACAUGAGGAAGAAUUAGAACCUACGAAAACAGAACCAAAAGAAGAAAUGACAAUUGAUUUACAUAAAAUUGAAACUUCUUCACAAAUUGCAGAAAAUAUACCACGUGAAUCUGAAACAUCAACUAUUGAAAGCACAACUAUAUCAUUACAACCAACAAUUAUAAGUCCGAUUGAUACACUUUCAGAUAUAAUCGCUAAUCGCUAUAUCAGCAGCGAUGUAUAUCAUGGUUGUUUGGGUGAACAAAAACAGUUUUUACAAGAUAUAUCCGAUAUAGAUAAAGAUUAUACUUCAAAAUCACUUCUGACUUCUCUUCGUGAAACUAUCACAACACCUACUGAAAUAAUUCAAAAUGAAGUACCAAUGAGUCUAUCAUCAAUAGAUACACAUAUACAAGAAGAACAAGGUGUUCAACAAGAAAAACUUGAAAGUCAAUUAUUAGAAGGUAGUGUUCCAGUGGAUACUAUACAUGAUCAAACCAUAGCCGAUCUUACAAAGCCACACGAUACUGUUGUGACUGACAGUUCAGUUUCAACUGUAUUAGAUACUACUAGUGCUACCACUGAACAAGUAAGUGAACAAAAAGAAAAACAAGAAACAAUAUCUCCAGAAUCUACACCAUCUGAAAUUCCGGAAUCUACUUCUGCUGUUCAAAAGACAGAGGAAACAACAACAAUCGAACGUGUUGAAUUUACUCCAGUUACUCAACAUGAUGAACAAAUAUCAACAUCUAGUCCUGUAACAAGAGAACAAAGAGAUAUUUCUGAUAAACAAGAAAUGAUUUUAACCGAACCUCCAUCCACCGAUAUAUCACCUAUCCUAUCGGUUGAUCAAAAGACAGAAGAACUACCAGCAAGAGAAGACCAUACAAUCGAGAACUUGACAUCGACUUCCGUUACUCAACAUGAUGAAUCCACACCCAUAUCUACUAUUAUUCCAUCUGAACAAAUUCAUAUUGACGAUAAACUAGAAGCAAUACAUCCUGGAAUACCUGAAAUUAAACCUAUUGAUCAACUGACAGAAGAAAUACGAUUAACGGAAGAGAAAACUAGUGCAAGUAGUUCAUCUCUAACAAAAAUUGAUCAUGAUGAACAAGUUCCUCUAUCUACUUCUACUCCCUCUGAACAAUUAGAUGUUAUAACUAAACAAGAAAUAGUUGAACCUGAAAUAACAACAUCUGAAAAAUCAAGUGUAAUAACUACUGAACAAAUUCCUGAUGCAAAUGUACCAACAGAAACAAAAACGACUUUUGAAGUUCUUCGUGACGUUAUUACACAUCCAAUAGCAACAAUUACUGAGAAAAUUCAAAGUGUUAUAUCUACUUCACCCAGCGAACAAACUGAACAAGCCCCAUCCGAUGCUACACAACCUUCUACUAGUACAUCAGAAGAAGUAGAAACUUUGAAAGAGCAACAAGUUAUUGAAACAGAAAAUCUUUCUACCAUUGAACAAAAGGAUGAGGCUAUAACUAAAAUUCAAAGUGUUAUAUCUACUUCACCCAGCGAAGAAGCAACGUCCGAUACUACAAAACCUUCUACUAGUACAUCAGAAGAAGUAGAAACUUUGAAAGAGCAACAAGUUAUUGAAACAGAAACUUUGCCUACCACCGAGCAAAAAGUUGAGACUACUGAAACAAAAACUACUCUCGAAAAUAUACGUGAUAUUAUCACACAUCCAAUAGCAACAAUAACUGAGAAGAUUCAAAAUGUUAUUACUUCUUCAACUACUGAAGAAGUUACAAUAUCCGAACAACAGCCUUCAACAAUUCCUAUUGAUCAAAGUAAAUCUGAAGAUAUUAGAUCAACAACAGCGGAAUCAAAUAUUGACAUGACUCAAAAUAUUGUACCAAACACCAUUGAUCAAACUUCUUUACAUCAAGAAAAAGAACAAAUAUUAACAAAUCAAUCAUUGGAAUCAUAUUUACAAGAUCAAAUUCCAGGUCAACCAGAUAUAACUUCAACAACAAUAUCUUCUCAAAUUUCUGAUAAUGAAAAACCAAUACAAAAAAUUGAAUACGAAUAUGAACGUCCUAUAAAUGAAGAUGUUCAAGACUUAGCUUCACUUAAAACUGAUGUAUCAACUAUUGAUGAAACUACUUCUGAAACAUAUGAUCUUCUUACUAAUAUUGUUCAUAAUUUAAUCAGGGAUAUAAUUAAUACUGUCAUAUAUCGUUUAAAUCAAAUCUCAAUUGAUAAUGAACAACUUGAUAAAGAAAUGUUUUCUUCUGAUAGUAGUCUUACUAGUUCAAUAACAGUUAUAAAUGUUGAAGAUAAAUCUGAAAUUAGUCAAUCAACAAUAAAUCAAGAAACAUUAAAAAAUGAAGAAGAUAUUAUUGAUAAUAAAAUGUUAACAUCUGAUAUAACUUGGGCAAAUCUACUAGGUGAAAAACCUUCCGAUGAUGAAAAAAUGAAUCAAUCAUUUGAACAAAUUAAAGAAUUACUCGAAGAAAUUGUUCAAUCAUCGGAUGGUAUAACGGUUGAAAUCGUAGAUCAAAAAACAACAAUUACACUUCCAAAUCAAACACAAUUAUCACCAACUAUUGAAAAUACAAUUCACCAAACAACAAUUAUACCUCAAACUGAUGAUAUCAUACAACGAUCAAGUCAUGACAUUGGAUCAGAUUCAAUAUUACCAAUUACAGAAAUUGAAAAUGUCUCAUCAAAAUUAUCAACUGAAUUUCGUGAAUCAUCACCAACAAAUAUUGAAGAUGAUUCACUUGAAUUAAUUCAUGCAUUACAAGGACAUAAAAAAGUUGAUACACAAACUUCUCAAGGACCAGAAAAAUCUUCAAGUUCAACAACAUCAUCACAAGUAACAAGUUCAGAUCGAUAUGUUUCAUAUGCCAUACAUGAAAUGGGUGAUUCAUCACAAGAACGUUUGCCAGCUUUUCCUGUAGCAGCUGAUAUUCCUAUCUAUGAAUUAGUCAAAACAUCACCUGAUGAAAAUAAAGAACAACAAAAAUUAUCCGAACCAAUUGUUAAUAUCAAUCAAAAUAUAACAAAAGAUGAUGAUCUAACUGAAUUGGAUGCAACAGAAAAUUUAAAUUAUUCCGAUGAUGUACUUUUACAAAAACUUUAUACUUCAGCUCCAAAUCGACAAGAAAAUUUAGAUGCUAGUAGUACAGAUGAAGAUGUUGAUGAUGAAAAUUUUAGUGAAUUUGAACAACAUGAUAUAUCAAAUCUUCAUCGUAUUGUAAAUGAAGUAAUCCAACACAAUGAUAAUUUAUCGCAAGAAUAUGGACCAACUUUUCAACGUUAUGAUGUUUCAAGUAAUAGUUCAACAUCAACAAAAUUACAAUCAGAUGAUGUUUAUAUCAUACCAGGAUAUGCUGGUUUAUGGAAACCAUCACCUGAUGUUAACGAUAGUAGACAUUCACCAUUAACUCAUGAUGAAGAUGAUAAACAACAAUCUGCUAUAACUACAGUUAAAACUCGAACAAUUGUUCGAACAACAGAUCCUACUAAACUUCAAUCAUUUUUACAACAACAACAGCAGCAGCAGCAUCAAGAUACAAUAACUCAAGAUAUAUCACUUCGAUCAGAUACAUAUGAUAUAUUUAAUCGACCAUUAAAUGAAUUUCCAUUUGAUGUAUCAGAAUCGGAUAGUUUUAAAACUUGUGCAUCAACAAUAAAUUCAUCAUCAAUAUCAAAACAACAAAAACAAUCAGAUUUACAUAAUUUACCUAUAAUUGAACAAAAAGAACCUCGAACAAGUCCAGACGAAAAAAUAAUUCUUAUACGUGAACGUGAACGUGGUGUUUCAUUACCUGUUACUAUGAAAAUAGAUUAUGAUGAUAUGGCAUUACGUUUAUCAUCAUCGACACCAAUUGAUGCUAAAUUAUAUUCUACAACACAAACAGAUUUACCACCACCACCGCCAACACCACCAUCAUCAACCACAUUUAGUGAAUUAGCAGAAACCGCAACAUCAAGUAGUCGUGCAAGUACACAAUCAUUAAGUAGUAAUGAAAGUGAAAAACAAAAAAUUCCUUCACCAUCUUGGUUAAAUACAACUAAUACCACUAUAACAACCAUUGAAGGACCUGAUGGACCUCUUGAAUCUCGUACAACGAUUCAUAAAUCAGCUAAAGGACCAAUAUCUAUUGCUGAAUGUGAUGUACAAGGAAAAUAUAUUAUUAUUGAAAAUACAAGUCGUUCAAAAAGUAUGGUACUUACUGGUUGGAUUAUACGUCAAGAAAGUGAUAACGGAGAUAUUUUAACAUUUACACUUCCUGAUAAUUAUCUUUUAAGACCAAAUCAUUCAUUAAAAAUUCUUACUAAACCAAAUGAAUCAGAAAGAAAAAAUCAUGAUCUUAUUGCUUCGUCACUGUCUUCAUGGCAUACAGGUUUAAAUUUUGUUACAACAUUGAUCAAUGCCGAAGGCAAGGAUCGUGCUUCAUUAACCAAAAAGACAAUAUUCUCUUGA